GAUGUUGAUUGAAGACGGUUGACACGAUCUACAUAUAAAGAUGCGGUGAAUGGGUUUCAUCAGCUUCCUUUCUUGGAACCUUUGGCAAUAACAUCGAUCACAUGAAAAAGGCACAAGAUAUGGGUCGUUCUGAACCAUGCAUCUUGUUUGCUCAAUCAUUCGUUCAUUCUCAACUCGAUGAAUAUGUUGAUGAGGUCAUUUUUGCAGAACCUGUUGUCAUUACUGCUUGUGAGUUUGUUGAGCAGAAUGCAUCCCCUUCUGCACCAAAUGUAUCUCUUAUUGGGGCCACUUCACCCCCUUCCUUUGCACUAGAGAUUUUUGUUCAUUGUGAAGGUGAAUCGAGAUUUAGGCGCCUUUGCCAGCCUUUUCUUUAUUCACACUCUUCAUCCAAUGUUUUGGAAGUUGAGGCCAUAGUUACAAAUCAUUUGGUUGUCAGGGGAAGUUACCGAAGUCUUACUCUUAUUGUUUAUGGAAAUACUGCUGAAGAUCUUGGACAAUUUAAUAUUGGAUUUGAUAUGGACAAUUCACUUGCAAAUGUUGUUUGUUCCCCAUCAGAAGGAAAACUUGAAGAUCUUCCACCAGCAUUGCAUUCAAACAAGUUGUUGUUUGUAGAGCCCACUGCGUCCUUAAAAUUCAUGAGUUUACCUUUUACUAAAUUCAAAGUUUCUCCUCAUUUGAAGCAGUUUUUGCUGUUAGCUGUCAAGCUUAGUGAAGUUCCUGAUGUGGAAAAUCAGCUUUCUGAGAUUGUAGGUAAUGUUGUAUCAGCUGUCCUGUCCUGUGUUAGGAACAUGAGUAGCACCAGCACCUUUUACUGGGACCAAAAUAUGGAAUUAGGAAUCACUGACUACAAGAGAGAUUCAGAGAAAUUAAAUGAUGCUGUUCCUCAGGCUAGUAAAGAACUUCUUGAGCUUGGUAGAUUCAAGGGUGUAUUUACAGACAAUUGGUCACCAGAUGAUAUAGCUGGUUCGGAGACAGCUGAAGCACUUAUCUCUGAUUUGCUAAUUGGCAUGUUUAACAAAUUUGACACCUUUAAGAGCACUUUAAAUGCUGAGUUGCAAUUAGUCUCUCAGAACAAACAAAUGAUUCUACUAUUGGGAUUGGCUCUUCUCUUUUGCUGUUGGAGAAAGGGAUGCUUUCAUUUUGUAAAUAGCGGUGGCAUGGAAACAAUUGUUCAUUUAUUAGACUGCAAGAUGCAAAAUUCUCCGGCCGUCGUAUUAAUGUUGCUAGGUGUUGUUGAAUGUGCUACUCGGCAUGGCAUAGGAUGCGAAGGAUUUUUAGGCUGGUGGCCGCGUGGAAAUGAGAGUUACCCAGAUGGUAACAGCAAUGGUUAUUCAAUUUUGCUAAGGCUAUUGUUGGGGAAGCAACGGCAUGAUGUUGCUUCUCUUGCAUCAUAUAUAUUGCACCGUUUGCGGGUCUAUGAAGUUGCAGCCAGAUAUGAGUCUGUAGUAUUGUCUCUAUUGGAUAAUCCAUCUCGUGAUCAUGUGAUGGUGGCUGAGGGGAUUGAAUUACUUGUCGCUGCCAGUUCUCAUCUUAAGCAAAUCGCGAAAUUGAUAAACCUAUAUGAGCCUAUUGAAGAUCCAUCACCUGCCACCUUUGCACAAAAAUUAUCUAUUUUGGGGCUACCAGAAGGCUUCUUGUCGUACAAAGCUACUAUUGACGGCAUAACAACUUCUAAAUAUACUUUUGCAAGAUGGGAUGUUGACUUGUGCUUGCUAUCACUUCUUGAGGAAAGGGGUUUCUUCCCACUCUCAGCAGCCCUCUUAUCAUCUCCUGUUUUGCGCUCAUCAAAUGACAAGCAAGCAGAUGUUUUUAUGGAGAUUACAACUUCAGUUGAAUAUGCUCUUCUUAAUUUUCUCUUUCAUCGUUCAGGUCUUUGCUUCUUACUUGCUCAUCGUGAAGCAACUGAACUUUUGGUUCUUUCUCUUCAAGAUGUUGAAGAGACAACAAAAAAAGAGUGCAUGACUCUUAGACAGGCAGCAGUUUUUCUAUCAAAGGGAUUCAUUUGUCAUCCACAGGAAGUUGCCAUGAUCACUGAGCUUCAUCUCAAAGUGGGAAUUGCUAUUGAUCUGUUGCUUGCAACAGAUCCACAUUCUGAUGAACUUCUGUGGAUUCUAUGGGAGCUUUGUGCCAUUUCCAGGUCUGACUCUGGUCGGCAAGCGUUGUUAGUUCUGUGUCACUUUCCUGAGGUGGUAUCAGUUUUGUUGGACACACUGCGAUCAUACACAGAAUUAGAGCCAACUGUUAAAAGAAAUGAAACUUCCCCUUUGAGUCUAGCCAUCUUCCAUUCAGCUGCAGAAAUAUUUGAAAUCAUCGUGACAGACUCUUCUGCAUCAUCCCUCAGUUCUUGGAUUGGACAUGCUGUGGAACUUCAUAAGGCUUUACACUUUUCUUCUCAUGGGACCAACAGAAAAGAUGCACCCACAAGGUUGCUAGAGUGGAUAGAUGCUGGUGUUGUUUAUCAUAAAAAUGGGGCUAUUGGCCUUCUACGAUAUGCUGCUGUUUUGGCUUCUGGUGGAGAUGCUCAUCUUAGUUCGUCUAGUAUACUAGUAUCUGACACAAUUGAUGUCGAAAAUGUUAUUGGUGACUUGACAAACAACUCAGAUGCUCAGAUUGUUGAUAAUCUUCUUGGGAAACUUGUCUCGGAUAAGUACUUUGAUGGAGUUACCCUGUGUAAUAGUUCUAUAGUUCAACUGACAACAACUUUUCGAAUACUGGCAUUUAUAUCAGAUGAUCCAGUUGUAGCAGCUUCUCUUUUUGAAGAAGGAGCAGUGACUCUUGUAUAUGUGGUGCUAGUCAAUUGCAAAUCAAUGGUUGAACGAUUGUCAAAUAGUUAUGAUUAUCUUGUCGAUGAUGGCGCAGAAUACAAUACAACCACUGAUAUACUCCUGGAUAGAAGUCAUGAUCAGAGUCUCAUUGAUCUGAUGAUUCCUUCGCUUCUCUUGCUGAUAAAUCUUCUUAAGAAAUUACAAGACGCUAAAGACCAAUAUCGCAACAAAAAAUUAAUGAAUGCCCUUUUGCAGUUACACCGAGAAGUAAGUCUGAAAUUAGCAGCAUGUGCCGCAGAUUUGUCAUUCCCCUAUCCAAGCUCCACUGUUGGUUUUAGUGCUGUUUGUCAUCUGCUUACAUCGUCACUUGCAUGCUGGCCAGUCUUUGGUUGGACACCUGGCCUUUUUCACUGCAUUCUCGAGAGUGUUCAGGCAACUUCAUCACUUGCUUUGGGUCCAAAAGAUGCUUGCAGUAUCUUUUGCCUUCUGGGUGAUCUAUUUCCAGAUGAAGACAUCUGGUUGUGGAAAAAUGAAAUGCCUCCGCUAAGCGCACUUCGAACCUUGAGUAUUGGGACAUUAUUAGGCCCUCAAGCAGAAAAAGACAUCAACUGGCAUUUGCAUCCGGAACACACAUCAGUUUUACUCAUUCGGUUGACACCCCAACUUGACAGAGUUGGCCAAAUUGUGUUGCAUUUUGCAUUUUCUGCUCUACUUGUUAUACAAGAUAUGCUCCGGGUUUUCAUUAUUCGCAUUGCUUGCCAAAAAGAAGAAUGUGCAGUUGUCCUGCUGCGCCCAAUAUUUUCUUGGCUGGAUUCUCAUAUUGAUGAAACCUCCUCAUCAGAAAUGGAUACUUUUAAGGUGUAUCAGUUACUGCAUUUCAUUUCUAGUUUGUUGGAACAUCCCCACGCCAAGUUGUUAUUACUUAAGAUGCAGGCAUUAAGAAUAAUGGGAAAAGUUCUUCUAAGAUGCUGUAAUAUAUUUAAAACGGAGGGAAAGCUAUCUCUUGAUAGUAGAGUUCCCUCUAAAAACAUUUCUAUGCUUACUUGGAGCUUUCCUGUAUUAAAGUCUCUGUCAUUGGUGUUCACUUCACAAUCCCCUGUAAAACAAAGUCCAUCACUAGAGAGGGAAGUAGAUAGCAUCAUCAAUGAAGAAAGUUUCUUUAUUGUACAUCAAAUCCUUGUACUAUUACAGGUUUUACCUGUAGGAAGGGAGUUGCUAUCAUGUCUUCUCACUUUUAUGGCAAUAGUUUCAUGCUGUCAGGGAAGAAGUGCUCUUGCGUCUGUAGUUUUUGAUAAACAAAAACGUGAUGAGGGGACUAGUGAUGGAAAUAUGUAUGUUGCGAACGAUUGGAGAUCUUCUCCUUUCCUUUCUUGCUUGAUAAAACUUGCCCAGUCAUUAGAUGCCAAGGAGGGUUCUGAGGCUGUUGUGGUUGAUAUACUUUGUUCAUUGUCUCUGUCUGCAUUACAUCUAACCGCACAAGAUGACAAGUUGGACGGAAUCUCGAUUUUAAAAUGCCUUUUUGGGCUUUCAUCUGAUGUCAAUCAUACUGAAGAUGAGAAGUUGAAAAAUGUGUGUGAUACAAUUGAAAAUUUGGAGCAGAAAAUUAUUGAUGAUGAGGAUAUAGCUCUAUUGGUAGGAAAGGCAACACUCUGUCAGGUCAAGGAUUCCUUAAAGUCGAUGUUAUCGUUAUUGCAAGGCCCUUCCAGUUCUUUUGGCUCUGUUUCAGAAAUGUCAAGGUCUGAUGAAUUACCAUUGUCAAACAUUUGGAUGUUGAACCAAGAUGUUAAAGAAAUUAGUAAUGAAUUUUCUACCGGAGAAUUUGCAGAGAAAUUCAUGUGGGACUGUGUUGAUUCUUCUCUUGAUAGACAGUUGACACCGGCCCUCUCUUCUAGAAGAAAAUUGGCUUUGGCAGAUGGACCAAACAAACGUGCACGUGAGAGCCUUGGGCCUGAAGCGGUUGGAUCUAGUGCAUUGUCUCGAGGAAUGAGUAUUGCUAGUGCUUCUUCAGCACCUACGCGGCGAGACACAUUUCGCCAUAGGAAGCCUAACACCAGUAGACCGCCUUCCAUGCAUGUUGAUGAUUAUGUUGCUAGGGAGAGAAACAUUGACGGUGCAAGUAAUGGACCAAAUGCAGGAAGUUCUGUUCGUGGGAUUUCCAUUAGUGGAAGACCUCCGUCGAUACAUGUGGAUGAAUUUAUGGCAAGACAAAAGGAGCGCCAAAACCCUAUGAACACAGCAGUCGGUGAUAGCUCACAGUUCAAGCACUUGAUGCAUGCCAAUUCCAGCUAUUCUGGUAAGCCAGAUAAACCACAGCCAAUGAAGACAGAUCUAGACGAUGAUCUUCAAGGGAUCAAUAUUGUGUUUGAUGAGGAAUCAGAAUCUGACGAACAAUUACCAUUCCCUCAACCAGACGAAAGUUUGUGUCCCCCUGUUGUCAUUGGAGAAAGUUCGCCAAGUUUGGUUGCUGCAGAUAUUGAAGGUGAUGCAGACGAGACAACUCGGCUUUCUGUAGAACCACCUUCAUCAAGUAGAGAUGGAAGCUUACGUGCUGGUAAUCCUUUAGGGAAAUUAGCUUCAAUGUCUGAAGUUCCAGCGUCUCAAGAAGUGCAUGCUUCUUCAGAGAACUUUACUGGCAUGGCUGGUGAAAAUUCUUCUUGUGAGCAAUCUGAGGAAUCAAAAUAUGUGUCUCCUAAUGAUGGGUCAAGAAUUUCUAUUCACCAUCUGUCAAAGACUAUGGGAUUUUCACACCACACACAGAAUCUAUCCCCUGCUGCACCUUUGUCAUCCUCAACACUUCAUCAUAGUAACAGCCCACAGAGAGGUACUGACGGUUCCAUAUCUUCUGUAUCACAUGACAAAUCAAGACUUCUAAUGAACCAGCCUCCUUUGCCCCCAAUGCCCCCUCCUGCUGCUGCAUCAACUCACAUUUUAGAGCCUGCUGGAAGCCACACAUUGCCUUUCUCAAACAGUGGAAGGGAUAUGCAACCUCCAAUCCCUUCAGGAUACCCUCCACGAUUUUUUGAUCCUCAAUCAGAUAAUGCACCAUCAACUAGCAGUAGUUCAUUUGCAAAUGCUCAGCCUGGUGUUGAUUCCAAGUUACAUUGGAAUAUGACCUCUAGCAGUAGAUUUCGUUCUGACAGCUUUACUUCUACUACCUCAGUACAAUCAGUGCCGCCUCUCCCUCCUGUGCCACCACCAUUCUCUGCUUCAGUUAAUCAUUCAUCUAAAAUAUUUUCUGGUUCCCAGGCUCAAGUUAGCAAUCCAAUAACCAAUUCCGGAGCCCAGACUCAUAUAGCUUCCAAUAACCUGAAUAGCACAAAUUAUGGAGCUUUGUCCGUAUCUGGAAAUAGCUUCACAUCUUAUUCGUUACCUAUGUUUUCACCUCCUUUAUUUAUAAACCGGCCUGCUUCUGUAUCUGGGACAUUUUUCAGUUCAUCGUCUAUGCAGAAUAUCCAAAACACAUCAAGCCUUUCACAACAUUUUACUGGCUCUCAGUUUGCUUUGCAGUCUGUACUACCCCGGCCACCACCACCUCAACCACAAAUGCCACGCCCUGCUCAACAACUUGCACUGCCCAAUCAACUAUUGCAAACCCAAUCUGAUCAAGCCAUACAGCUUCAGCAAAAUCCUGUUCAAGUUCAGGUUAAUCAAUUGCAGGUUCCCCAGCAAAUUCAGGUUCCACGAGUACAACUUUAUUAUCAAACACAACAGCAGGAAUCUCUCUUGCAACCCACGCAGUCAAUGCUUGAGCAAGUUCAACAACCGGCUCAAAAUCUCCAAGCUGAUAAUUCCCAGUUUCAACAAAAAGAUUCAGGGAUGACUUUGCAGCAAUAUUUUUCUUCUCCCGAAGCCAUCCAGUCCUUGCUGAGUGACCGGGACAAGCUUUGCCAGCUUUUGGAGCAGCAUCCAAAGUUAAUGCAAAUGCUUCAGGAACGACUAGGCCAACAGUAGACCUUAGAAAAGGAACCGAGAAUGCGUGUUUCUUCUAUAAGCCAAAUGAAGUUAGAAUCCUAGCAAUGCAUUUUGUGCGAUUUUCGGCAGAAGCAGACAGAAGGCUUCCUCCAUGUCACCCUGCAAAAACAAUAAAUAUCUAUUUUUUUUUUACGUGUUCAAACAUUUUUGUACAUUAUUCGUGCAGUUGUAAUAUUUGUGUUCCAUCCUGUUGGGAAUUUUCCCAUCUGGGUGACUUGUAUUACUCGAAUUUCUCCCAUGGAAUUUUUAGGGAGCAUAGGUUAAAAGACAAUGGUGGGCGCAUGUUUACAAACGAGACAAAAUCCCACAUGUGAAUUCUCAACGAUUCUGGUUUAUCUCACAAUCUUUUGUUUGUAUUUUUUUUA
This is a messenger RNA of Zingiber officinale, 7102 nucleotides long. Its product is annotated as protein virilizer homolog. Bases 102 to 6716 code for a protein of 2204 amino acids. Gene Ontology annotation, molecular function: RNA binding. The transcript has 31 exons. The record is from RefSeq and is a predicted model, not a curated record. NCBI's taxonomy places the organism in Eukaryota, Viridiplantae, Streptophyta, Magnoliopsida, Zingiberales, Zingiberaceae. Gene Ontology annotation, cellular component: RNA N6-methyladenosine methyltransferase complex.